Tuber aestivum (summer truffle) is the source of this 6574-nucleotide messenger RNA. The record is from the annotation of a GenBank genome assembly. Lineage: Eukaryota; Fungi; Ascomycota; Pezizomycetes; Pezizales; Tuberaceae.
GGUGUCAUCAGUCAAAAGAGCUGCCCAUCGCCGCGUACUCUCCUUUUUCAUCCAUUAUCUCAACAACCAGAGCCCUCCGCCACUUAAAACUUCGUACACAGAUUCCUCUGAUUGUGGCUAUUUAUUGACCACCAAAAUUUCCCAUGUUUAUCCCUAUCUCGGACGUCCAGUACGAGUUUUAGCUUCCGAACCCCACCAUCCCUACUUGUAUGAGAAGCAAUACGCGAAAACGUCCCGGACCAUCAGGCUCGCCUGGUCUGUUUUUCUUGUUCUUUACCACUAUCCACUUUUAUUCUGACUAUAUUUACAGAGAACGGACACACAACGCCGGAGCCACAGGCUUCCUCCCUGGAUCUGGAGGGGGGUUCUGAUAUCAAGAAACCCCCUUCCAAGAAAAGAAAACUAGACAACUCACCACCAUGGAAAAGUGCAACUACGCAAACGCUAACUUCAUUCAUUGGGGAGGACGGUCGGCGCAAAUCUGGCCGAACAAACCCAAUUCCCCGGGAGCUGCAGCCCUUUCUAAAGAAUGGCACAACCCCGACGCGUCCUACAAGAUCUUCGCAGAGGCAAUCGGAGCUGAAGAAAAAUGCCCUGUUGGCUUCUGCUCCUGCUGCUAACGGAACUCGGUCGCGCAGUGCUACAACAACUCAAAGCAAGUCGCGGACAAGCGGGAGAGUUAGACCGACAACGCCUACUCCAAAAUCCUCUGGUCGCAAUUCUAGAAUCAGUCCUAAGAAGCCCUCAGCCCACAAGGGUACGCCCGUCAAGAAGUCAACACCUGCGAAGUUAACAUCAGGGCAAAAGUCAGCCCCGAAGGCUACUCCGGCAAAGUCGUCCGCCCCUCUUAAGAAGAGCCCGGUCGCCGGCACAAGAAAAAGUGCACGUACAGCUGGCAGAAAUGCCCCCACAGCGGGAGAAAUUAUCAAUGGGGUUGAGAUCAAGCCAGAGUCAGCGACAACUGGAAGGAAUGGAAUCGAUAGAGGGAUUGAUUUUGAGUCAGAUGGAGAGCUGGAUGUCGACCCAGACUUCAGAGCUCCAAAGAUUAAAUUGAGAUUCGGUAUACCCAAACCAGUGAUAACACACCCUUCACAUAUUCCUGUUCAGAGGGAAUUUGAUUCUUUUGAAGAUUUCCUGGAUCAUGAUGAUAUAGCCAAGAAUCCAGCCCUGUUGGCGGCUGCGGAAGAGGAGGCACGAGAAGAAGCUGCGAUACGAAAUAAAAUUGAAGAUGCUGUUGUUAAUGGACUCCUUAGACCCGACCAAUGUUCAUUGUAUCUCCCCGAGAAAGUGCCUGAGCCACCUCAACUCUAUUCACACCAAGAUCAUUUGGUUGCGCAUGCUUUGUAUCUGCAACGACUUUUGGUGAGGGAACGAAAGGAACAUAUUGAGAUAAUGAAAAAGCGAAAUGCAUUGAUAAUGGCAGAAAUCAAAAGAAGGAGACCUUUGACAAAAGAAGAGAUCGAGCAAGAGGAGUUUCUGGAGAACCGGAGGAUAUAUAGGGAACAAAUUUCUCACCUCCGCCGGAAAUGGGAGGAGGUGUUGAAGGUAUUUUUACCCUUGUUCCAGCGUCAUGCGCACAAAAACCCAAUUUGCCCCGGCACAGAGGAGGAUGUGCACUCAUUUUAUGUAAAACUCUACUCGUUACAGCAGCAGCUAACAGAUUUAUAGGAGGUUGAAACCCGCAGAAGAAUGAGGGCAGAAGAGGAGCAUCGACUAGCAGGCAAACAGCACCUGAAUCAAAUGCUUGAGCACUCGACCCAGCUACUCGAAGCUCGGCGAGGGGACCGUCACAACUCUGUGACAGCCUCCGAGGGUGGCCUAGACAUGGUGGAGGACGAGGAGGUGGAAGGAGAGUAUGAUGGAGAGGAAGGUGGAGAGGAGGAGGACGACGACGACGACGAGAGGGUGUCCGAAUUGGAAGAGGAACUGGAUGAGGCAAAUAUGUCGACUGCAGAUUCUGAUGAGGAAGAAGUGGAAGAUGACGAUGAGAAUCUUACGGUGGAGCAGCUGAAAGCAAAGUAUGCAGGUCUUGGCCCCAGUCGGACUUCACUUGGAGGCAAGGUGCUUCUCCAGGAGGACGAUCUAUCCGAUAUUGGGGAGGGGAUGUCGCUUGAUGGUAGAACACCUGUGCCAUCUGAUGCACCCUCGGAUGAUGAGAAUCCGGAAGAUGGUGCUUUCGGGAUGGAUGUUGACGAAAACCCGACUGAGGCCAUUGAACUUGAAGAAGUUGACGAUAUCCUCAUGGAUGAUAGCGACGAAUCGGUUGACAUGGAUUCUGAGAAUGAGUCGGAUGGCAACGAAGGCGGUGGAGAUGAUGAUUCCGAGGAUGGCUCGGAGAGCGAAAAUGGGUUUGGAUCUGGGUUGCUAGGGUUAUACGGGGACUUGCGUGGGUUGGGGGCCGACUCUCGAGAUCCGGGGCCUGAAAGCGAGGUCGAGAGUGAGCUUACGGAGCUUACGCAAGAGGACCGGAGUCUCGGUGAAUCCUCGGAUAGUAUUCAAAUAGGACCGCUAUCAAACGGUUCUAAAAUCAAUGGCUCUAAACUCAAUACCGCCGAUGAGUUAUUGGAGGAAGAUAGGAUCGAUGAAGUGAGCCUUGUUGUCUACGGAUCCCCGCCGGGCAAAGAUGUUGGAGACAAUUAUGUCUCUGCGCCGAGGGUUAUUAGUGGUCAAGCACUAGAAAUGCCGAUACUCAACGGUCAUUCCGAUACAAUGGAUGUGGAAACGUCAACAUCACUCUCUCACUCACAAGUUGAUUUGAAAGAAAGCGGCCACCCUUCAUCGCUUACAACAUCACCGGAAACCUCCCCCCAACCAAAUAUGGAUAUCAAAACUGCGAUUCCAUUCCUUCUCCGGGGGACGUUGAGAGAGUACCAGCACUAUGGCCUUGAUUGGCUCGCCGGGCUCUACGAUAACCACACUAAUGGCAUCCUAGCUGAUGAGAUGGGACUUGGGUAUGCUCUUGUGCUUCAAUAGAUAAUUUCCACUAGCUGACUGUGGUUAUAGCAAAACAAUUCAGACCAUCGCACUCUUGGCGCAUCUUGCGUGCGAAAAGGAAGUCUGGGGACCUCAUCUCAUUGUUGUCCCAACGAGUGUCAUGCUUAAUUGGGAGAUGGAGUUUAAAAAGUGGGCGCCAGGGUUCAAAAUCCUGACUUAUUAUGGAUCCCGCGAACAGCGGCUUGAGAAGAGAAAGGGGUGGUUUGACAACAACCUAUGGCAUGUGUGCAUCACUUCUUACCAGCUUGUCCUUCAGGAUCAAGUUACUUUUAAGCGCCGCAACUGGCAUUAUUUGAUUUUGGAUGAGGCCCAUAAUAUUAAGAAUUUCCGGUCGCAGAGAUGGCAAACUUUACUCAAUUUCAAAGCCGAGGCUCGUUUGUUGAUUACGGGAACUCCUCUCCAAAACAACCUAGUCGAGCUGUGGUCAUUGCUUUACUUUCUCAUGCCUUCUGGAGCUUCGAGUGCUAUGCCUGCUGGGUUUGCAAACCUAAAGGAAUUUCAAGAAUGGUUUGCGCAUCCCGUGGACCAACUCAUUGAAGGAGGCCGAGAAGGUAUGGAUGAUGAAGCCAAACAUACUGUCACAAAGCUCCAUCGCGUCCUCAGACCUUACCUUCUUCGCAGAAUGAAGGCAGAUGUAGAGAAGCAGAUGCCAGCAAAAUUUGAACACAUCGUUUAUUGUAGGCUAUCAAAGCGACAAAGAUAUCUUUACGAGGAAUUUAUGUCAAUGGCAAAAACACGCGAAACACUUUCAUCAGGCAACUAUCUCUCCAUUAUCAAUUGUUUGAUGCAACUUCGCAAGGUCUGUAACCACCCAGACCUAUUUGAAACUCGCCAGAUCGUCACAUCUUUCGCGAUGCAAAAGUCUGCGGUUGCCGACUAUGAGGUCAAGGAGCUAUUGGUUAGGCGGCGUCUCUUAAAGGAGGAUCCAUUCAAACCACUCUUUAGCACAAACUUCCUCGAAUUUUGCGGGCUUGUGCCCGCCAAAAACAACCACCUCUCGACCCAGCAUUCAGACGAGAUAUCAAGACUUACAUCGACGAAGCUCCUUCAAAAGUAUUACGAAGAUAGGGCGGCAGAUAUAAAGCCAGUAGAACCAGACUUCGCGACUGUUCGGGGGCAUGCAGCUUAUCUUGAGCAUCAAGCAGAAGUAUCCCAGGUUGAAACCCUCCAAUCUUGUGUUCGCUUGAACCGAUUGCGCACUCAGUACCGCCCCCUUUUUGGAAAGAAUCUGGUCGAAUUGUGCACCGACGGCGUAUCGGUUGGGCCUUCGAAGCCAAUACCAAAGAAUCGGAAAUUGAUAACCGAUUGGUUCCUUAAUCGAUCCGAGAUCCUCAGUUCGAUGAUACCAACUCUUGAAGACCGGACUCACUCAAUGGGGAGUGUGAUUGACAAGUUUGGUUGCAUUACCCCUGCUGUUGUCGCGACUGAUAUGGCAUCUAUAGCGUUAUCCCCACGAGGAGUCGAGCUUAUCCAGGAAACCCGAGCUAAGAAUCUAUUUCCAUCGGAUCCUUUCCAUCAGGCCAGGGUUCGACUAUCGAUUGCCUUUCCUGAUAAACGACUUCUUCAGUAUGACUGUGGAAAGCUACAGCGCCUAGACCUUCUCUUGCGUCAGUUGCAAGCCGGGGGCCACCGGGCUUUGAUUUUUACCCAAAUGACCAAAGUUCUAGAUAUUCUCGAGCAGUUUUUGAAUAUCCACGGUCAUCGGUAUCUCCGCCUUGAUGGAGCUACGAAGGUUGAACAGAGACAGAUAUUAACUGACCGGUUUAAUAACGAUACGAGGAUUCUCGUUUUUAUCUUAUCCACACGUUCUGGUGGGCUCGGUAUCAACUUGACUGGCGCGGAUACUGUGAUAUUCUAUGAUUUGGACUGGAAUCCAGCGAUGGACAAACAAUGCCAAGACAGAUGUCAUCGUAUCGGUCAAACUCGUGACGUCCACAUCUACCGCUUCGUCUCUGAAUACACCAUUGAGUCAAACAUUCUCCGGAAAUCAAACCAGAAGCGAAUGCUAGAUGAUGUAGUCAUUCAAGAGGGUGAUUUCACAACAGACUACUUCAACAAGCUCACAAUCCGUGACAUGCUCGGAGAUGAAGUUAUCAAGGAUCUAGACGGCGUGGACGAUUCGCGAACAGUGGCUGCAUCCGGGGUCAACAUGGAGAAAGCGCUCGAGGCAGCCGAAGACGUUGAGGACGUUGCAGCGGCCAAGGUUGCGCAGAGGGAAGUUGUGGAUGCUGACGGUGCCGACUUUGCGGAGAGGAGCACUCCAGCACAUACACCAAGAGAGCCCGGUACUGCUACUGCUGGAACCACGCCUAGAGAGCCGUCAGCACCUACUAGCAACGCCGCUAUGACACCGCAAGGGAAUACUGAGGAAUUAGAAGUUAUUACCCAGAGAGGUCUUGGUCAUGAUAUCUAUGGUGACGGCUGGAACCGGGUUGAUCGAGAACCAGCGCACAUAGACGAAUACAUGAUUCGAUAUAUGGAAUGGGAGCUAGCAGACAUCCCACUCGUUCUCCCAAGCAAGAGUAAGAAAAAAAGUAAAAAGGGAAAGAAGUUUUAGCCACCUACUUCCUUUUUUCCCCUUCUAUUCUUCUUUUCUUUCUUCGCUCCUAUCGGAUUCUAUCCUUACUUUUUCGUUCGUCACGUUUCUCUACUUUGAGAAAGGGUUCCCCCAUGAUACUCAAUUUUCCGCUCGCGUCUUUUUUUUUUUCUCUUCUAUCUAAUUUUUUUCCUCCUUCCCUACCUACACCUCCACCACUCCGCCCUCCAUUAAAACUUCGGCCCCGAUCACUGCCCCUUCCACCCAGCCAGAACUCUACAAAAUAGAACACACCAAAGUCCUGAAACACACCAUACGUUGGGCCAUAAACUAGGAUUUUUCUCUUCUUUCAUCCUUUAGGUUAUUUUCUCAAUCAACUUGGGUAUCUUCUCAAUCGUUUUCUUGUUUUCUUUCUUUUUUUCUCUUAUUAAAACAAAAAAAGGUGGUUUGGCAUGGGAGUCACGGUUUUGGAAUUUUUCUUAGUUUGUUUUCUCAUUUUUUUUUUCCCUUUUCUUUCUCCAAUUUGGAGUGGCGCGGUGAUGUUGAAGGGAAGGGGGAGCUUUUGAUUUUUUUUCUACCGAUGUUGCUGUUUUUGUACUCUACUCAGAUCAAAGUGUGCCGCAUGGAUAUAGAGGUUAUGGUAGGAGCAUGGAUCGAUCUAGGGGAAAGAGGGGGCUAAACACAAAAUUGGAGAUUUGCAGGAGGUUCGAGAUACAACGGCCUUUAUACUUCCCGCGGGUGAUUUGAUGAAUCCAAAAUUGCAUGGGUUAUGGAUGCCUCCUUGGCAGUACUCGGGUCCUGGUCAGGCAAUUAUUGCUUGGGGGAUCUGCUACGAUCCGUGUGGUUGACACCAGAUGGGCGCAGUAGAGAGUUUGCGCAGGUAGACCUAGGUGGGAGUUAUCAACGAUGUCACUAGGGGUUGCCACUCGCAUGAACAGCCCAUCAAACUCCCAACAGUUGUUGAGUUUCUUAAAUCCCAUGUAUUUAAGAGGUCAAUCCAUCAGCCAAUUCUUAACUUUCAUGAAGUUUCUCUUCUCAGGAUUG